Lactuca virosa is the source of this 300-nucleotide messenger RNA. Lineage: Eukaryota; Viridiplantae; Streptophyta; Magnoliopsida; Asterales; Asteraceae. The record is from the annotation of a GenBank genome assembly.
AUGAAAGACAUCCAGGUUCGACAGAUUUUGCAAGAACUAAUUAGCCAUCUACGAGAAGUUGGAGACAUGAUGGAAGCGGUUCAGGUAACGAUCAAGGAAGGAGUGAAAAUACAUAAAGAUUUCAACAAUGGUAUCCCCAUAGAAGAAGACGACACCAACUACAACAUUACUAAAGAAGUUGUCGGAGAUGCAAAAAUGGAGAACAUGUCCAUGCAAGAUAACACAUCGUUUAUGCUAGCGACAAUUCAUAAGCAAAUUGGGAAACAUAAACAAGUGAUGAAGAACUUCACAGAGGAUUAA